AUGCAUGUUGAGAAAAAUGUCUUUGACACAUUGAUGGGCACGAUUCUAGAUAUCGAGGGGAAGACAAAGGACACGAUCAAAGCUCAUCUGGAUUUGGAAAAAAUGGGCAUACAAACGGGUUUAUGGAUGAAAAGGGACAGUCAUAAAGCUAGAAGGGAUCUUGCAUUUUUUUCCAUGAAACUGAAUGACAAAAAAGAGUUUCUCGAGUUUGUAUCGACUGUAAAAUUUCCUGACGGGUAUGCUUCUAAUAUCGCACGUUGCGUGAAUGUUGACGGGGGUAGAUUUACUGGACUAAAGAGCCAUGACUGCCAUGUCUUUAUGCAACGCCUCCUUCCUGGGAGGAUUCGACACCUAUUGCCGGAUGAUGUAGUCAAGCCAAUCGUAUUGUUAUCCAGAUUUUUUUCCCAACUGUCGGCAAAAACGUUGCGAAGGACAUACGUUAAUCAGUUGCGCCAUGACAUUGUCCAAGUCCUAUGCAAUUUUGAGAUGAUAUUCCCUCCAGCUUUCUUCACAAGUAUGAUUCACGUGAUGGUUCACUUGCCAGAAGAGACAUUGCUUGCUGGUCCAGUCAACUACCAUUGGAUGUAUCCAAUAGAAAGGCUUCUCGGAGAGCUGAAAAAAAGCGUACGCAACAGAGCGAAGCCUGAAAGAUCAAUUAUAAAGGCUUGGGCUUUCAAUCGUCCUCAGCGCAAUAAUGACGGAGGUGUGAGAAAUGCGAAACUUUAUGUUUUUGGCCAAAGUGCACGACCUUUUGGAGAGCCUGUACGAGGAGAGGCGUUUUCCAAAAAUGACAUGGAGGUGGCCCAUUGGUUUGUACUGAACAAUUGUGAUGAGAUAAUCUGGUACUUGGAUGAGUAUGAAGAGAUGAUGAAGCGAGAACAUCCAUCACAAUUGUAUUCCAAGAAACACCGUGAAUUGUUUCCACUAUGUGAAGAGUUAUAUAACUUGGCAUUCGGCCAAAUUGGCGCUGAAUUAUUCUCGGGUUGCAAUGUUAACGGUAUCAAAUUUUUGGGGACUAUAAGAGAUGACAAGUUAUGUACGCAAAACAGUGGUGUCCAUGUCCCAGGUGGAGGUGAAAGUACGGACAUUGAUUUCUAUGGCAAACUCACAACUGUCGUGCAAUUGCUUUACAAGGACCGAUACCAAGUAAUCAUGUUUAAGUGUCGAUGGUUUGAUACGAACCCAAAUAGGCAGGGAAGUGUUAAAAUCGAUUAUGGGUUACUAUCUGUGAACAUUAACAGAACUUGGUAUGAUGACGACCCUUACAUUUUGGCAAACAUGGCAAAACAGAUUGUAACUAGACCAUCUGACAACGACGUCGACGUUGUUGACCAACGUUUGGAAUCUUCCAUGGAAAAUGUUGCACAAACACUUCUAGAUUCAAAUGUUAUACAAGAACCGUUUCAGCUUGAAGGAGUGUCUUCAAGAGAAAUACUGAUUCAGUCAAUUACAAUUGACCUCGGUGAUCUUCCACGAUACGAUCCAACCAUGGGUCCAAACAACGACGAUGAUGUACUUAUGGAGGACGAGGAGGAUGAAGAAGAGGAGGAGGAGGAUUGGGAGACCGAAAGUGAUGAUAGCGACGGUAACGAAGAUUAUUAUAGUUCAAAUGAUGAAUAA
Messenger RNA from Prunus armeniaca (apricot), 1620 nucleotides. NCBI's taxonomy places the organism in Eukaryota, Viridiplantae, Streptophyta, Magnoliopsida, Rosales, Rosaceae. The record is from the annotation of a GenBank genome assembly.